Drosophila novamexicana is the source of this 1063-nucleotide messenger RNA. Its product is annotated as extensin-3. The transcript has a single exon. The record is from RefSeq and is a predicted model, not a curated record. Lineage: Eukaryota; Metazoa; Arthropoda; Insecta; Diptera; Drosophilidae. Bases 430 to 1023 code for a protein of 197 amino acids.
GCCCCAAACAGCGCUCGAUGACAUACUGCAUCGGGGGCAGGCGGUGGGGCAGGCCUGGGCAGGCGCCGACUGUUUGUGUUUGCAAUUUCGUUUUCAGUAUUGAAAUAUCGAAAACGAAAUUGGGCACAAGAUGCGCCAACAAUUCGGACUCAUUUGUAUGCGAAGUGGGCAACGGCGAUGACGACGGCGACGACGACGACGACGACGGCGACGCCUCCGUAACGAUUGGAUUGGGAAGCCAUCAGAAAUAUUAUGCAAAGAGCGCAGACCGUGCCCCUCUGGGCCGACAGGGGGUUAUACAAACACGAGCGUGGAUCAAAAUUAAAAUCAAAAAUAAAAAAAAUUGGUGCGGACCGUUCAUAUAUAAUGCCGCAAUGACCUGGCACAAUCGAAUCAUUCGAGUGUGAGCCGUCGAGCUGAGAUUUAACAAUGAAAACACAAGUAGCGCUGCUUUUCGUCCUGGCGGCCCAUGUGGCCAUCGCCGUGGCACGCCCGGAGCCGCCGAGGACACGGUAUGGCGCACCACCACCGCCGCCUUCGGCACCACAAAAGGAAUAUGGACCACCGCCGCCGGCACAGCCGUUGCCCGCUUAUGGACCGCCCGCUGAGUUCUAUGGCCCACCCGCUGCGCCCACCGCCGAGGCGAUUGUCACCAAGAAUGUGUACGUGCAUGUGCCGCCAGAGGAGCCGGAACUGUACCCAGCCGCAUCGCCCAUACAGACAGCGGUGCCCAAGAAACACUACAAGAUCAUCUUCAUCAAGGCACCGAAUCCACCGACGCCAGUGCGCCAGGUGCUGCCGCCGCCGGUGCAGGAUGAGCACAAGACAUUGGUCUAUGUGCUAGUCAAGAAACCGGAGGAGCAAUUGCCCGUCAUACUGCCAUCGCCGGCACCCACGGAGCCCAGCAAGCCGGAGGUGUACUUCAUCAAAUACAAACAGCAGCCAAAGCCCGCCACCCAAUAUGGACCACCCGCCGAUGAAUACGGUGCACCGCCAGCUCCACGCACCUUGGAACAGUUCUGAAGAUAGAUAGACUCAUACAAACCAUGUGUAAAUAUUAUUU